AUGAUCCCUGUUGACACCCAUUCCAUGAUCCCUGUUGACAUCCCCUCCAUGAUCCAUGUUGACAUCCCCUUCAUGAUCCCUGUUGACAUCCCCUCCAUGAUCCAUGUUGACAUUCCCUCCAUGAUCCAUGUUGACAUCCCCUCCAUGAUCCAUGUUGACAUCCCCUCCAUGAUCCAUGUUGACAUCCCCUCCAUGAUCCAUGUUGACAUCCCCUCCAUGAUCCAUGUUGACAUCCCCUCCAUGAUCCAUGUUGACAUCCCCUCCAUGAUCAAUGUUGACAUCCCCUCCAUGAUCCAUGUUGACAUCCCCUCCAUGAUCCAUGUUGACAUCCCCUCCAUGAUCCAUGUUGACAUCCCCUUCAUGCUCCUUGUUGACAUCCCCUUCAUGCUCCUUGUUGACAUCCCCUCCAUGAUCCCUGUUGACAUCCCCUUCAUGAUCGAUGUUGACAUCCCCUUCAUGAUCCAUGUUGACAUCCCCCCCAUGAUCCAUGUUGACAUCCCCCCCAUGAUCCAUGUUGACAUCACCUUCAUGAUCGAUGUUGACAUCCCCUCCAUGAUCCAUGUUGACAUCCCCUCCAUGAUCAAUGUUGACAUCCCCUCCAUGAUCCAUGUUGACAUCCCCUCCAUGAUCCAUGUUGACAUCCCCUUCAUGAUCCAUGUUGACAUCCCCUUCAUGAUCCAUGUUGACAUCCCCUUCAUGGACACAACGUUCAUCCUCCAUGGUCCUGACACCUAG
Molecule: messenger RNA, 735 nt
Organism: Haliotis rufescens (red abalone)
Lineage: Eukaryota; Metazoa; Mollusca; Gastropoda; Lepetellida; Haliotidae
Exons: 1
Coding region: 1-735 (244 amino acids)
Source: RefSeq, a predicted model, not a curated record